UCCAUGCGGGGUUUCCAAAACGAGCAGGUAUCUGCUGCACCAUGCCAGUCGCGCCAAGGCGAUUGCUUCUCCGACUGCCCUCUACGAUCGGCAGAGAGACGUUUUGCACUCGCAUUCGCGAGCUGAACAGCCCAGAUUGACCUCUCACAUUGUUUUCUUCCAUGUCGUGCAACCUGAAAAUUGCAAAAAGUCGAACUCGUUCAACGUUCAUCCAUUCGUAAACGCUUCAUGGACGACAGCAUCGACAGAACGCCGUUCGCAGAAGCUCCGUGGCUGACAGGCGUUCCCUCUCCAUAUUAUUCGGAGUCUCACAAGCAAUGGCAGCGGACCUGUCGAGCCUUCAUAUCUGAAAACCUUGGCGACCAUGGGCUGCAAUGGAUGCGUGAUGGCAAGGCAUCGUUCGAUAUGUAUGCCAAAUUCGCUGCAGCGGGGAUGCUGAUACCUUCACUGCCUGCGCCGUUGCCGGUCGAGCGCCUGAAGCAGUUGGGUGUGCACGAACUGCCGGGAGGUCUUCGUCUUGAGCAGUUCGAUUACUUCCAUUACCUGAUAUACACCAGCGAACUGUACUACUGUGGGCUUUGGGCUCCAGCCGGCAUGAUCAUCCCUGGAAUGGCUUUCGGCACUCCGCCGUUGUUGCACUACGGGAGCGAGGAGCUGCAAAAUCGUCUUCUGCCAGAGCUUCUGCUUGGGAAGACGCGAGCAUGUAUCGCUGUGACAGAGCCUGGCGCUGGCUCCGAUGUUGCGAAUAUAGAAACAACGGCAGUGAAAAGCACUGAUGGGUCCCACUAUAUCGUCAAUGGUUAUAAGAAGUGGAUCUCCACUGGUAUAUGGGCGGACUACGCAACGACCGCUGUCAGGACAGGUGGUCCUGGUGCCAGCGGUAUAAGCCUGAUGAUGGUCCCUUUGAAGAACACCUCAGGCGUGACGUGUCGCUCCAUGACGUUGUCCAAUGGACAGGUCGCAGGCACAACUUUCAUCGAGUUCGACGACGUCCGUGUACCAGUAGGAAACCUGAUUGGGAAAGAAGGGCUAGGUCUGAAGUACAUCCUGACCAAUUUCAACCAUGAGCGGAUGAGCAUGGUGAUCAGCGCUCUUGUCCAGGCUCGGAAAGUACUCAGCACCACUUUUGCGUAUUGCUCUAAGAGGCAAGCCUUUGGCAAAAGAUUGAUUGACCAGCCAGUCGUGCGCAACCGUCUUGCUAAAGCCGGCUCAAUGCUGGAGGCAGAGUGGGCUCGAGCGGAACAAUUGACCCAUGGGAUGAACACUUUGCCCAAAGCGGAGUCAGAUACACUCUUAGGAGGAUUGAUCGCGAUGGCAAAAGUCGCAGCUGCCAAAACGCUCGAGCAUUGCAUCAGCCAUGCGCAAGUUCUGCUUGGCGGAAACAGUGUUACGCGAAGCGGCCAAGGAGAGCUCAUCGAAGCAAUCUCGAGAGAAGUUGGCCUUUCGCGUGUGCCUGGUGGCUCGGAGGAUGUCUUGCUUGAUCUGUCUGUGCGGGAGUUGCUGAAACGGUGGGAAAAGCUCACGAAAGCUGCAGCGCAGAGCCAUAAGUUAUGA
This is a messenger RNA of Cercospora beticola, 1554 nucleotides long. RefSeq names its product acyl-CoA dehydrogenase family protein. The record is from RefSeq and is a predicted model, not a curated record. Gene Ontology annotation, cellular component: cytoplasm. NCBI's taxonomy places the organism in Eukaryota, Fungi, Ascomycota, Dothideomycetes, Mycosphaerellales, Mycosphaerellaceae. Gene Ontology annotation, molecular function: acyl-CoA dehydrogenase activity; flavin adenine dinucleotide binding. Gene Ontology annotation, biological process: fatty acid beta-oxidation using acyl-CoA dehydrogenase.